AUGUCUUCGGAACGAAAAUUAUCAUUCAUCGGGAUAUUCCUCCUCGGUCUUCUAUGCAUUAUUGCCUCCGAGGUCCGCCUUUACUAUAUUAUAAUACUAAAUGACAGAAAAGAUACGCCCGAUACAGCUUAUAUAGAUGUGGCGACCAAGAACACUAUCUGGUCGGUCAUCGAACCUCAUAUGUCGGUCGUGGCCGCAUGCCUUCCUGUUCUAGGACCCCUCUACAAAAGCGCAAAAAGCCCGGCUUCCAUGAUGAGGAAUCUGUGGUCUUCACUAUCCCUACAAAGCCUUUCUCUGAGGAAGACAGUAAGAGAGGAUGCAACCACCAAUGAAAAUAUAGAGCUGGACAAUAAGGACUCGCGGAGUGCGUGGCUGCGCUUAACCUCCAAUGACGGUCCCAAAAGUGACAUUAGCUACGACCCUGUGAUGUACCAGGGCGAUAUAAGGGUUGGUCAGCCGACAGCUCAUGGUAUCUUGGUGCAUGAGAGCUUGGAAUCCAAAGUUAGUAGAGCUGAAUCAGAAAGCUGGAAAGACUGA
Letharia columbiana is the source of this 537-nucleotide messenger RNA. RefSeq lists its product as uncharacterized. The record is from RefSeq and is a predicted model, not a curated record. NCBI's taxonomy places the organism in Eukaryota, Fungi, Ascomycota, Lecanoromycetes, Lecanorales, Parmeliaceae. The transcript is spliced from 3 exons. Bases 1 to 537 code for a protein of 178 amino acids.